This is a messenger RNA of Saccostrea cuccullata (small rock oyster), 572 nucleotides long. RefSeq names its product codanin-1-like. Gene Ontology annotation, biological process: chromatin organization. Lineage: Eukaryota; Metazoa; Mollusca; Bivalvia; Ostreida; Ostreidae. Bases 1 to 450 code for a protein of 149 amino acids. Gene Ontology annotation, cellular component: nucleus. The transcript is spliced from 6 exons. The record is from RefSeq and is a predicted model, not a curated record.
AUGAUAAGCUGGUUGUUAGAUCUUUCAGUCAUACCAGAGGGCUUCUUCUUUGUUGAAAUUCCUCAUGAUGUGUUGGAUAUUUUACCAGAUGUUCAAAGGAAGUCUACAUUACAGCUGGACACCAUGGGAUUUGUUGAUCAAAGCGUGUUCUACUCCUGCUGUCCAUAUUUAUUAGAACUCAGAACCCUGUUGACGGAGUUUGCUGUGGGCUGUAGCAGUAAAACAUCUACCAUCAGGAAAAUCACUCCCGUAUCAGCCGAGGAUACUACCAUCCCUAAACCAUCAGAUGUUCAAAUUCAGUUACAACUGGAGGAGAAUUUCUUCCACAAUCACCCAGCCUCUCUGAGGAGAUGUGUGGAUUUUGUGGCCGAGCGAACAGCAUCUAACUUCAUCAAGAAGUUCCGCUCCACCUCCCUACAGAAAUCCCUGGGGACAGUAGGGAGGCAUUGAACACACACCUCAUGUCACAGGCUGGGGGCUCUCCUAGCGGGAAAGCAAAGGACAAGUUGCAGCAUGAUAUCUUGAAAAUUGCACAGGAUCAUGUUGCACAGGCCAAACUCACGGUGGCCAAA